Galeopterus variegatus (Sunda flying lemur) is the source of this 560-nucleotide messenger RNA. Its product is annotated as zinc finger protein 765-like. Gene Ontology annotation, cellular component: nucleus. The record is from RefSeq and is a predicted model, not a curated record. Lineage: Eukaryota; Metazoa; Chordata; Mammalia; Dermoptera; Cynocephalidae.
ACAGGGGAGAAUCUUUAUACAUGUAAUGACUGUGGAAAAACUUUUCACAAGAACUCACUCUUCAGAAGUUGUCAGAGAACUUACACAGGUGACAAACCAUAUGAAUAUAAUGAAUGUAGGAAAUCUUUUUCCCACAACUCAGCCCACCUUACACAUAAGAGAAUUUAUGGAGGGGAGAGGUCCUAUAAAUGUAAUGAGUGUGGAAAAACCUUUCACCGGAAGUCAGAACUCAGGAAGCAUCAGAGAAUUCACACAGGGGAAAGGCCCUAUAAAUGUGAGUGUGGAAAAACCUUUUACUAUAAGUCACACCUCAACAGGCACAGAAUUCACACAGGUGAAAGGCCCUAUAAAUGCAAUGAGUGUGGAAAAACCUUUUCCUGUAAGUCAAACCUCCGUGCACAUCAGAGAACUCACACAGGUGAGAAACCGUAUGAACGUAAGGAAUGUAGAAAACCUUUCUUCUAUAAAUCACAGCUCAAUAGACAUAAGAGAAUUCACAAUGAAGAAAGUCCCUAUGAAUGUAAUGAGUGUGGAAAAACCUUUCACCGGAAGUCAGACCU